This is a messenger RNA of Cololabis saira (Pacific saury), 3494 nucleotides long. RefSeq names its product ATPase sarcoplasmic/endoplasmic reticulum Ca2+ transporting 1 (gene atp2a1). Gene Ontology annotation, cellular component: membrane. Gene Ontology annotation, biological process: calcium ion transmembrane transport; intracellular calcium ion homeostasis. The record is from RefSeq and is a predicted model, not a curated record. Lineage: Eukaryota; Metazoa; Chordata; Actinopteri; Beloniformes; Belonidae. The transcript is spliced from 26 exons. Bases 173 to 3157 code for a protein of 994 amino acids. Gene Ontology annotation, molecular function: ATP binding; ATP hydrolysis activity; P-type calcium transporter activity.
UCUGUAUAAAACUUUUCAGGACAGUUUGCCGGGUUGCACUUUCUGUCAGUCCAGAGCUCCGAGAGGAGAGCAACAGCCAAGAAAGUCAGCACGGUUGAACGCGGGGGUGGGUCGGCAAGUUUUUAAUCCCAAUCCCACACUUUGAAGAAAGUGCCUCGCCGUUUCAGCGAGGAUGGAGAACGCACACAGUAAGGAGUCGCCCGAGGUCCUGUCCUACUUCGGAGUCACCGAAGAGACCGGCCUGCCACCUGAGCAGGUGAAGAGGAACCUGGACAAGUACGGCUACAAUGAGCUGCCAGCAGAAGAAGGAAAGAGUAUCUGGGAAUUGGUGGUGGAGCAGUUUGAGGAUCUGUUGGUCAGAAUCUUACUGCUGGCUGCCUGCAUCUCCUUUGUGCUGGCCUUGUUCGAGGAAGGUGAAGAAACGGUCACUGCCUUUGUCGAGCCCUUCGUCAUCCUCCUCAUCCUCAUUGCAAAUGCCAUCGUUGGGGUGUGGCAGGAGCGCAAUGCGGAGAGUGCCAUCGAAGCCCUGAAGGAGUAUGAGCCCGAGAUGGGGAAGGUGUACAGGUCGGACAGGAAGAGUGUGCAGAGAAUCAAGGCCAGGGAGAUUGUUCCUGGAGAUGUGGUGGAGGUUUCUGUUGGUGACAAGGUGCCAGCCGACAUCAGGAUCAUCUCCAUCAAAUCCACAACGCUGCGUGUGGACCAGUCCAUUCUUACUGGCGAGUCGGUCAGUGUGAUCAAGCACACCGAUGCCGUCCCCGACCCCCGAGCUGUCAACCAGGACAAGAAGAACAUGCUGUUCUCUGGCACCAACAUCGCCUCUGGUAGAGCCACUGGCAUCGCUGUUGCAACCGGUGUGUCCACUGAGAUUGGAAAGAUUCGUGACCAGAUGGCAGCGACCGAGCAGGAAAAGACCCCUCUACAGCAAAAACUUGAUGAGUUUGGGGAGCAGCUAUCCAAGGUCAUCUCCCUCAUUUGCGUGGCCGUGUGGAUCAUCAACAUUGGCCAUUUCAAUGACCCCGUCCAUGGGGGGUCCUGGAUCCGAGGUGCCAUCUACUAUUUCAAGAUUGCUGUGGCUUUGGCUGUGGCUGCCAUCCCCGAAGGUCUUCCCGCUGUCAUCACCACCUGCCUGGCGCUGGGGACCCGUCGUAUGGCCAAGAAGAACGCCAUCGUCAGAAGUCUGCCGUCCGUGGAAACCUUGGGCUGCACCUCCGUCAUCUGCUCCGACAAGACGGGCACCCUCACCACCAACCAGAUGUGUGUGACCAAGAUGUUCAUCAUUGAUAAAGUUGAUGGCGACAGUGUUUCCCUGGGUCAGUUUGACAUUUCAGGCUCCAAGUACACACCUGAAGGAGAAGUGACUAGGAAUAAUGGGUCUGUGAAGUGCGGACAGUACGAUGGGUUAGUUGAGCUGGCAACCAUCUGCGCCCUCUGCAAUGACUCAUCUUUAGACUACAACGAGGCCAAGGGCAUUUAUGAGAAAGUGGGCGAGGCCACGGAGACAGCCCUGUCCUGUUUGGUGGAGAAGAUGAACGUGUUCAACACUGAAGUGCGUGGUCUGUCCAAGGUGGAGCGGGCCAACGCUUGCUGUUCAGUCAUCAAGCAGCUGAUGAAGAAGGAGUUCACCCUGGAGUUCUCCAGAGACAGGAAGUCCAUGUCAGUUUACUGCGCACCUGCCAAGUCAGCCAAGUCUCCUGUGGGGAAUAAAAUGUUUAUCAAGGGCGCUCCAGAAGGUGUGAUUGACCGCUGCACUUAUGUCCGUGUUGGCACCAACCGCGUACCACUGACUGGUCCAGUCAAAGACCACAUCUUGUCGGUCAUCAAGGAAUGGGGCACCGGACGCGACACCCUCCGCUGCUUGGCCCUCGCCACCCGUGACUCGCCUCUGAGGAAGGAGGAGAUGAACCUGGAGGACUCAAAUAAUUUUGUAGACUAUGAGACUGACUUGACCUUCGUUGGCUGCGUUGGGAUGCUUGACCCUCCUCGCAAGGAGGUCAUGAGCUCCAUCGAGUUGUGCAGAGCUGCCGGCAUCCGUGUCAUCAUGAUUACUGGUGACAACAAGGGCACAGCUGUGGCUAUCUGCCGCCGCAUCGGCAUCUUCUCUGAGGAUGAGGAUGUCAAUGGAAAAGCCUUCACCGGUCGUGAGUUUGAUGACCUUUCGCCGUAUGACCAGAAAAACGCCGUCCGAAAGGGUUGCUGCUUUGCCAGAGUGGAGCCGUCACACAAAUCUAAGAUUGUUGAGUUCCUCCAGGGAAUGGAUGAGAUUACUGCCAUGACCGGUGACGGAGUGAACGAUGCCCCUGCCUUGAAAAAGGCGGAGAUUGGCAUCGCCAUGGGCUCUGGCACUGCCGUUGCCAAGUCUGCCUCUGAGAUGGUCCUGGCUGACGACAACUUCUCCUCCAUUGUGUCUGCCGUUGAGGAGGGCAGAGCCAUCUACAACAACAUGAAGCAGUUCAUCCGCUACCUCAUCUCCUCCAACGUAGGCGAGGUCGUCUGCAUCUUCUUGACCGCUGCCUUGGGUCUACCUGAAGCUCUGAUUCCCGUCCAGCUUCUCUGGGUCAACCUGGUCACUGACGGUCUGCCCGCCACGGCUCUGGGCUUCAACCCCCCCGACCUGGACAUCAUGGGCAGACUCCCCCGCUCCCCCAGAGAGCCCCUCAUCUCCGGUUGGCUCUUCUUCAGAUAUCUGACCAUUGGAGGUUACGUUGGUGCCGCAACAGUGGCAGCAGCAGCUUGGUGGUUCCUGUACUGUGAUGAAGGCCCGAUGGUCAGCUUCUACCAGCUGUCUCAUUUCAUGCAGUGCAGCGAGGACAACGAGGACUUUGCGUCCAUCCGCUGUGAUGUGUUUGAGUCUUCUCCCCCUAUGACCAUGGCUCUGUCCGUGCUGGUCACCAUCGAGAUGUGCAACGCUCUCAACAGCUUGUCUGAGAACCAGUCCCUGGUGCGCAUGCCCCCCUGGAGCAACUGCUGGCUUCUGUCUGCCAUGACCCUCUCCAUGUCCCUUCACUUCAUGAUCAUCUACGUGGACCCCCUCCCCAUGAUCUUCAAGCUUACACAUCUGAAUGUGGAGCAGUGGUUGAUGGUGGCAAAACUGUCCUUCCCCGUCAUUCUUUUUGAUGAGCUUCUUAAGUUUGUGGCUCGCACAUAUCUUGAGGUCUAAACCCGUUUUCCACCCUCCAUAACAAAACAAGGCAAAGUUUAAAUGCUAAAUGCAACAAAGAGUGUCUGAAGAAAAGAGAGCACUAAGAGACAGUGGACGGAGGGAAAGGCAGAGCACUCCCAAUGAACGACGCACCUGAGAAGUCUUGAUCAAAACCUCAAGUGGCACGUACACCAACAGCACUGCAUAAGCCAUCGGAAAAUGCUCCAUAAAGAAAAAAAAAAAAGCUGAAAAAUAAAUUUUUUCUGUGUAUGUACUGAAAAUAAUAUAUAUUGAAGCUGUAUUAAAGCUAUUCCGUUUAUUCUAUUCUUAAAGAAUAAAGAUGUGUAUUAAAGAA